AUGUGCGCCAGCGUCGCGCGAGGGACGAGCAGGUCGAUGCUGCAGGUGCGCGGUGCGCGGCAUCGAUGUGCGCGCGCACAUCGAUGGUUCGUAAGCGAGACUGACUGCAAUUACGCGCCUCGCAAACAGGCCGAUGAUGAGUUCGCCGACAGCAGGUUCGAUGGAACGAAUUGCGAGGCAUUCAACGGCGGCGCGUUGCGCGUCGACGCGUACGCAUGGAGUUCGAGCGCGAGCGAAUCGAUGCUUCAAGUGGGCGUCGAUGCUAUCGACGGGCGCGUCGCGCUCGAGACGUACGCGAGCGCUCUGAUCUCCAACGACGCCGAUGAAGAAGUGAACCUAAAUGGGGUAACGAUUCAAUACGAGUUUUCGAGAUUGGUUCGAUCGAACGACGAUGAUACGAGUUUUCAGACUCCUGACUUUACUCCGGGAGACUUUGAGUUUACAUGCUGGGGAGCGCAAAUCAUAAAUCCAAGCGGCGCCAGGAGAUUGGUGGAUUGCGGUGAUGUACGAAUCGAAAUGAAUGACGUCGGACCACGCAUCGUGUUCGGCUCGAAUGUCGCUCUCAACGUGGGCGAAUUUUUGGCGGGAGGCUACUCCAACUUCUUGUUCUCAUUUCGCGAUUCUCAAAUGCGCGAAAUGGAUGUCGAUUCCAUUCGAGCGCUCGAGCCUACGUGCGACGCUUCUGUUUUCUCCACUUUCGCGCCAGAGAACGUGAACGUGGCCUUGACCUCGACGUUUGGUUGGAACCCGAACGCGAUGAUCGUGCUGAGCGCGUGUCCGAGCUUGCUUGACGUUGUCUUCAGUACGCUCACUGCGUCUGUUGAUGGAGCUGGCGCCUCCGUUCAUGGCGUCGUGGGACAUCGAAGUUGCGGCACUCUCGACGCAUCCAAGGUCGCGUUCGCGAUCGAUCUCGGAGGCGAAUACGAUGAGACGCAGCUUGAAUCAGCGUGUGAUGGCGUGCAAGUCGUCUAUCCAAUUUCGUCUGUACCACCUGCUGACACGCGCGCGUCGUGCGAUGUGGUUGCGACAGAGCGCGGUAUCGAGCUGCGUUUCGGUGAUGGAUUGGUGCUCUGCCCUGGUUGUUUCAUCGUUGGCAGUCGAAAUUCUGUCAUGUUCUCCAUGACGUACACCGAUAGUCGCGAAUUCUCAGGCACAACGAUUUCCUCGAAUGACUUAAGUCAACCGAUUUGCACAGGCUUCCCACGCGGAGGUGGAUCAACAAAUGAUGUCGUGCGUCCAUGCAACGAAGAGGAUAACGCUGAAUACGAAGGAUCGAGGAUCACCGAGGGCUUAUUCUUGGUGCCGUCACCAGAGGCUUGCUGCUUGGCGUGCAGAGAAAAUCCCAACUGUAACGUCUGGACAUUCUGCACUGCUGACGACGGGUGCGGCCGAUCGGAGUUUGCGUACUCUUAUUCGGCGUGUGAACUCAAGUACGCCGCGCCGCAAAUCAUCACACAGGAUAUCAUCCCGGGCAAGCGAGGAGCGGAAGUUACAUACAUCUCCGGCGCAAUAAAGGACAAGACGACUGAGCCAGUGCCGUUCGACACAUCGAGCGAGCGCAAGGAGUGUCGAGCGGAAGCGAACGCAAAUUACGACGGCAUCCAAAUUUCAAUCGUAAAUGCAGUCUCUUGGAGCGCCUGUUGCGAUGCUUGUCUCGCGGACUCAUCGUGCGCGGUAUGGAACUUUUGCGACGAGACUGGAGGAUGCGAUGGCGAGUUCGCUUAUCAGACGUGCAUUCUCAAAAUUUUCCUCGUUGGAGGCGAUCCGCGAAAUCCGCCAGCGAUCGCGAGAGGAGAAGGCGUCCCUUGGAUCAGCGGCUCACUCGCUGAGCGAAUCCCCGAGCCUCCACCCUCGAUUGAAGGAUGCAAAGUUGAACGAAACGCAAACUACAAAGGGCAUCCUUUAAACAGCGGAUCGGAUUUGAUCCUCGAUGAUGAAACUGAGUGCUGCGCCGAGUGUAAAAAAACAAAGAAGUGUACGGCAUGGGUGUUCUGUGCGGCACCGGGAGGUUGCGGGAACGAGUACUACGAGUACACGUUUGGUGAAUGCUGGUUGAAACACUUGGGACGGAAUGACUUAGCGCAAGCUCCCAUCCCAGCAUGGGAGCGUGGGUUCAAUGUGACGUGGACGAGCGGCAUUAUUGCCGCAUCGGAGCCAUCACCGACUCCGGCUCCUCUUCCUCCCCCUGUCGUGAUUCCAUCGCCAUCAGCACCACUUCAGCCACCUGCGCCGAUUCUUUCGCCGUCGCCUCCACCGGCACCGCCGGUGCUUCCUUCGCCGUCGCCUCCACCGGCACCGUUGGUGCUUCCUUCGCCGUCGCCUCCACCGGCACCGUUGGUGCUUCCUUCGCCGCCGCCACUGUCUCCAUCACUGCCACCGCCUCUGAUCCCCGUUUCUCCAUCUCCACCGCCGCUUCCAACGUGUCAGAGGCUUCUCGCAGACGUAAGAUCGCGCUGUAAAUCCUUUUUCGGCGGGCAGAACGAUGGAGUUUUCGAUCAAUCAUGCUGCGACAUCGUGCGAGGUAUGAACGUUGAGCGUUGCUUCUGCGAUCGCGCGACUAUCGAUGCGCUUGGCGAGGAUCUUCGAGUCAUCGAGAUUGCGGUACCGGCUCUUUGUGAAUCCGGACUCGAAGUGGUCUCUGGAUUGGGAUGCGUUUCAUCUCCGCCGCCGAGUCCACCUCCGCCAAAUCCGCCACCGUUGCCGAGUCCACCUCCACCUAGUCCUCCUCCUCCAUCACCAACUCCGCCUCUGCCUCCGCCUCCUUCGCCUUUUCCACCACCAUCCCCAUCACCGUCUCCACCUCCACCGUCUCCGCCUCCACCGUCUCCGCCUCCACCGUCGCCACCACCUCCGUCGCCUUUCCCGCCACCAGCUCCUCCACCGCCAAGCCCACCUCCAGCGGAUGAGUGCCCGAAUCUCAAAGUUGUCGGCGGACUGGAUGCGGUGCAGAACGAGGUUCUCCUGAACUCAGUGUAUGUUGAUCGUGGUGCCGUUGCUACGGAUGACAUCGAUGGCGACAUUUCGAAUGAAAUUGACGUCGAUACGAGUGACGUGGACACAAGCAGAGUGGGCACAUAUCGCGUGGUCUACCGCAUACGCGAUUCGGGAGGUUGCGACGUCAUGGCAGAGCGUCUCGUUCGCGUGAUUGCGCUCGUACCGACUUCUGAUUUCGCGCAGCUCACUUCACUGUGUGUUUCAAAUAUUCCACGAGUCCAAGAACUAUGCGUUGGAAUCUCAGCUGCGGGCAAGGGCGCUCCGAAUCCGGCUUCAUUCCCGAGCUGUUGCGUGGCACUCAGUGACUUGGAUGAAGCUGGAUGCUUUUGCGUCCCUGAAUUCAUUCGAGAAUUCGAGGGCGUUCAAGUGUCUGUCGGUGAAGUUGCAGCGUUUUCACCGCUCGCGUGCGGAUUCAGAAUCAAAGUCGGCGAUGUGUGUGAAGAUCAACAGUUGUUGAGCCAGUUUUUGAGCACGCCGACCGCGGUGCCAGAUUUUGUGAUCUCCAAUGAAGAUUGGAUCCGGAUCGUUGAUGAAGGUGGAUCACUUCGCGAGGACGUGAGCUGCGCCGAUACGCUCACGGUUACGCAAAAAUACUGCAGCGCAAUUCAGCAAAACGUGGGCGUCAUCCCGCGAGUCUCAGACUUUGGACCUUGCUGCGCGACUGCCGAACGCCUGUACAACAAUUCAUGUCUCUGCGAUGAAGGCUUCAAGCUCAUCACGGACGAAAAUCUCAUCUUCCUCCGCGAGUUUGUGGGAUUCACCCCGCUUGCUUGUGGCUUCAACUUUACAGAAGACUGCCCCGCACUCGCGGAUGAGCUCGGAAUACAAACCAUCGCGGUGGAGAUUCCGGUGGACAAUGGCACGAUUCCUAUCGGACCGACGACUCCGAUCACGCGACCGCUCGAAGGUUACGGCGUUGUCGUCGAGAACGGACAGAUAGUACCGACUGAUGCCCCUGGAAGAAGCGAGUGCGAUACGGUUCGAGAAUUGAAAAACUUUCUCGUCCCAAGCUCGAGGCCGAACGCGAAAGAGUACGACGUACUCGGUGCGAUUGGUUGUUGUGCAAAUGCGACAAUUUACAUUCCAGAGGUCACGGUCGUCAUCGCUUACCGCCCCCUUGACGGGAGUUCGAACGUUUUCGUCGAUGCGCUGAGUGUACCAACGGUGAAAUGCAACGGUCUUACUUUGAUCUCAUCGCGAGGUGAAGUGCUUGACGAUACCUUGUGUGAUCGCGCGACGAUACAAGAAAACAUCGACAGCGUUGAAAUCACCCUCACGGACCUGACAAUCCCAGCAGACGCUGCCAUCACUGGGCGGGUGCGAGACGGAAAACUUUUCACAGUGAAUCACGGUUCGGAAGCGACUCUCAACGCUCUCGCUCCAGUCGUGAAAGCUCUUCAAUGUGAUGUUGGAGGGACCUGGGCUGAUGCGCUGCCGCCUGUUCAGCAAGAUGCGACGAGGAGAAAAUUACUGCAGUUCUUCGGUGGAAUUCCUUUCUUUCCUGAACCUAACCAGCUUAACGUCACCGAAGGACCAUCUCCAGUACGACCAUUGAACGGAUUCAAUCUGACACAAUACGCUCGACCGUCUUUCCGCCCUCACUCUGACACGGGCGCUGGAGAUUUUGCCGAAGGAGACGAGGAAGAUGAUCAACCAUUCACUCUUCAAUGCCAAGAUUUUCUCUCGCGCGUGCGAGCAUCUCUUCGAUGGUUCGGAAAACGUGUUGACGUGAAUGGCAACUACCGCGUUGCACCGUUUGAACGGUACGAGUUCCGUGGAUCCAUUGGUAUCGACGAGAGAGGAAGCGCGCUUACGUUGACGGAUGUGAAUGUACCGAUUGUCCUAAGCGCGUGGGUGAACGCGAACGGAACGUGGAAUGAGGUGCAAAAUCCGGUUGACGAGUACGGAAUCGAAUGCAAUUUUCCGCGCGUCGUAGGCGAUUCUUCUCAAGAUCAGAACGACGAUCCGUGCGGCCGUUUGCAGUUUUUCAUGGCUUCAUACACUCCCGAUGGUGUGUUCAGAAAUGACGGCAGACCAUCUCCUAAAGUCAUCUUACUCGAGGUAUCGUUCUCUCAAGUUGUACUUUGUCCCGGUUGUAAGCUGCAAGGUGACGGCGAAAAUGAUGCUCUGUUCACCGUCUUCUCUCGAACGGGUUCGCGUUUCGAUUACAUUGGACCGUCUGUCGGUCAGCCAACGUGUGUGCGAGAUUUACGGGGACAACCUGUCCAGCCGGUUGCAGCCACACCAGGCGGGCCAACGCCAACGCCAACGCCAACGCCAACUCCGAUGCCAAUACCAACGCCUGUACCACCAAGACCCGUGCCACCGACCACUGGGCCGCAGUGCAAUGGGGAAAAAGGCUUGAAUCUCAAAGGAAUACUCCUUCGCGAUGGAUCCAAAUUCAUCGUUGACAGCGAAGAUGAGUGCUGCCUCGCUUGCUGGCAAACACGUGACUGCGAUACUUGGGUUUACUGCACCGGCAACUGUGUAGACUUCGCGUAUCACUCUUGCUGGCUCAAACGGUCGAUUGGCGGUGGUUACACCGCUGAGCGCGGACCGACAGAAAUCGCCGCGUGGGAUCGAGGUCCAGAUAUUCCAUGGACCUCUGGUUGGUUCCCGAGAAGAACCUUCCCGCAAACUCCACCGUCUCCGCCUCCGAUCGAUGAAUCACCACCACCACUACUUCCACCAUCCCAGGAGCCGCCGAUGGCGCCACCUCUUCCACCACAGGAACCUGCACAGGAACCGCCUUCGCCGUCCGAUUCACCUGAUCCACCUGAUUCGGCGACGUACUUCACUCUUCAACCUGGCGUUCCGAUACAGAUCCCGGCGGCGACCAUCACGAUAAUACCUGGUGCGAAUGUUCCUGGUCAAGUUCCACCUGCUCCAGGACCUGAACCAGUCGAAAACCUUUCAGGACAAUGCGCUCCAGAGGACGUGACAGUUUGUCCUUCGGAAUCGGCGCCAAAGCGUUUACGCGAAGCCGAUACGCGUCUAAGCCUGCAGCUUUUGCCCGGCGAAGGUGCGCUGCAAGCCAUUGUCACCGGUACUGCGAUAAACUUUGGACGCAUCGUCUCGAACUCCGUCUGUCUCAAUGGAUUAUCCGUUACGCUUCCGUUUGAUCGCACUGUGAUUGACGUAUCGAGUGAGCAGUCCCGAGUUGCGCCUCCGGAAGAGUUUACCAUCGACUGCAUUUUCAUCGGCGUGCGCUCGCGAGACGGACCACCGCGUGAUGAUGCCAAUGGCUGCAACGUGUACGCCCGCGCGGAGGUCACGGACUCGGGCGUACAGGUAAACUUUCUCAACAUCGCUCUGUGUUCCGAGUGUUGGUUGGUCGGUGGUCCCUCAAGCGCUCUCUUCGUUGUUCGCCAUAUCGAAGGGUCAACGCUCACUCUCCCGGAAGCGAGCGUUACAAAUACCAACGUUUUCACCGAAGACGCUGCGUUCUGCUCGCCUUGA
Ostreococcus tauri is the source of this 6453-nucleotide messenger RNA. Its product is annotated as Ovarian tumour, otubain. The transcript has a single exon. Lineage: Eukaryota; Viridiplantae; Chlorophyta; Mamiellophyceae; Mamiellales; Bathycoccaceae. The coding region runs from base 1 to 6453 and encodes 2150 amino acids. The record is from RefSeq and is a predicted model, not a curated record.